Molecule: messenger RNA, 1170 nt
Organism: Chenopodium quinoa (quinoa)
Lineage: Eukaryota; Viridiplantae; Streptophyta; Magnoliopsida; Caryophyllales; Amaranthaceae
Product: peptidyl-tRNA hydrolase 2, mitochondrial-like
Exons: 7
Coding region: 286-909 (207 amino acids)
Cellular component (GO): cytosol; mitochondrion
Molecular function (GO): peptidyl-tRNA hydrolase activity
Source: RefSeq, a predicted model, not a curated record
AUACUCUAAAAGUUGAAUAGAGCCUCCAAAAGGCAAUCCCGUUACAUUUUAUUCCCAAAAAAAAUAAACAAAACAAAAAUUCCGUUGCCGGGACUUGAACCCGGGUCUCUCGGGUGAGAGCCGAGUAUCCUAACCAACUAGACUACAACGGAUUCGUUGGCAGUAUAUUCUUAACUAAUAAAUAUAUAUUUUUAAAAACAAUGGCUCGCUAAAUUUCAGUUUUUUAUCACUUAAUCUUCCUCACUCACACUCCGGAAUUGAAACCUGCAAAACCAAAUUGUGAAUAUGAACUUUUCAAUUCCUCUUGGAAAACAGCAACCUGACAGAGAGGAGAAAGAAGGGGUAGGUGUGAGUUUCAGGCCAGAAAACUUCAUCCCAGGUGUUGUUAUUGGUUUCAUUUUUGGGUUUCUUCUUGAUUUAGCUAAACCCUCCAAAAACCCACCUAAAUCUUUUCACCAAACCAAGAAUUCCUUAACUUCUGCCAACCCAGAUGAAGAAUUUAAGAUGGUUUUGGUGGUUAGACAAGAUCUAAAAAUGGGACAUGGAAAGAUUGCAGCUCAAUGUGCUCAUGCUGCCACAGGCAUGUAUGCUGAUCUGAUGCAAAGUCAGCGUUCCCUAUUGAGGCAGUGGGAGCAAUGUGGGCAGGCUAAAAUAGUAGUGACAUGCAAAAAUCAAAAAGAAAUGAAUAAGUUGCAGCAAGAUGCUGAGAACAUUGGCCUUCCAACUUUUGUUGUUGCAGAUGCCGGGCGCACACAGGACGAAAAGAUUCCGUGGAUUCUGUCACGGGGAAACAAAGACUUCUUUGACAGUUUAGCAUGCCAAAAGCUCUACUGCUUAGGUUUCAAUCAAGAGGCUGUUCCUUUCCUUCAGAUAAACAAGGAAUCUAUCAGAGUUUUAUCUCGAGUAUGAGCUUUUCUCGGCAAAAGCUUCUGCAUGUCACGAUUCCGAUAAGUUUGCUUCCAUUAGUUUUAAUUGUAGAUUAGAUAGAAGCCAAUAUUAAGCGUAGGAGGAGAGUUUUUCUUUUGGUGAAUAUUCUGUGGCAACUCAAUUUUUUUCCUUCUCAUUCUAAUUGUAGUCGAUUAAGGCGUUACAACCUUUUUAGUUUUUACAAUGUAAUUGAUUUCAUGCUUAAAACAAUAAUCAAAAGCAGUAUUCAACUUGAAUUGAACA